AUGGGCGCCAACGCGCGUGCGCGCCGGGACGGCGGCCGGGACGCCCCGCGUGUGCUUUUGGCCUACAUUUCCCAGGCGCCACCGCGAGACAGCUGGUACGGUGUCCGAGAAGGGACCGAGGGCUGCGGACUAGAGAAGACAAUGGCUGGUGUUCCUGAGAAAAGCGGCAAUGGGGGCGAUGGGGGUGCAGAACAAGAAUGGCAAGAAGGAGGUUUUGAGGAAAAUGACAUCACACUGAAGAAGCAAACUGCAGAAAAGCAUGAGCGUGGCACCCCCGCGCCUGAUCUGGACUUGCAGUACGAGACAGCAGAGUCGACGCUCUUGAUGGUGUUGAAGAAUAACAGUGCCACCAAAGGAGCUGAUGUGGCCCAGAAAUUUGUAAAACUUUUGCUUAUAUAUUUGUCCACACUCCUCACCAGCGCUGCCCCGGCACACGGAGCCAGCACCCAAAGAGUGGCCGGCGGCCUCACGCUGGGCGGGCUGUUCCCGGUGCACGCGCGGGGCGCGGCGGGCCGGGCGUGCGGGCAGCUCAAGAAGGAGCAGGGAGUGCACCGGCUCGAGGCCAUGCUGUACGCGCUGGACCGCGUGAACGCCGACCCCGCGCUGCUGCCCGGCGUGCGCCUGGGCGCGCGGCUGCUGGACACCUGCUCGCGGGACACCUACGCGCUGGAGCAGGCGCUGAGCUUCGUGCAGGCGCUAAUCCAGGGCCGCGGCGACGGCCACGACGCGGUGCGCUGCCCCGGGGGCGCCCCUCCGCUGCGCGCCGCACCUCCGGAGCGCGUGGUGGCCGUCGUGGGCGCCUCGGCCAGCUCCGUGUCCAUCAUGGUGGCCAACGUCCUGCGCCUGUUCGCGAUACCCCAGAUCAGCUACGCUUCCACUGCCCCAGAGCUCAGUGAUGCCACACGCUAUGACUUCUUCUCUCGCGUGGUGCCGCCCGACUCCUACCAGGCCCAGGCAAUGGUGGACAUUGUGCGGGCACUUGGAUGGAACUACGUGUCCACACUAGCCUCGGAGGGCAACUAUGGCGAGAGCGGGGUGGAGGCCUUCGUGCAGAUCUCCCGCGAGGCCGGAGGGGUCUGCAUUGCUCAGUCCAUCAAGAUUCCCAGGGAACCAAAGCCAGGAGAAUUUGACAAAGUGAUCCGGAGGCUCAUGGAGACACCCAAUGCACGGGGCAUCAUCAUCUUUGCCAACGAGGACGACAUCAGGAGGGUCCUGGAGGCGACACGCCGGGCCAACCUGACCGGCCACUUCCUGUGGGUGGGCUCGGACAGCUGGGGAUCCAAGACGUCACCCAUCCUGAGCCUGGAGGACGUGGCCAUGGGGGCCAUUACCAUCCUGCCCAAAAGGGCCUCCAUCGAUGGCUUUGACCAGUACUUUAUGACUCGCUCCCUGGAGAACAACCGCAGGAACAUCUGGUUUGCCGAGUUCUGGGAAGAGAACUUUAAUUGCAAGCUGAUGAGCUCAGGUAACCAGGCAGAUGACUCCGCCCGCAAGUGCACAGGCGAGGAACGCAUCGGCCAGGACUCUGCCUACGAGCAGGAGGGGAAAGUGCAGUUCGUGAUUGACGCCGUGUACGCCAUUGCGCAUGCGCUGCACAGCAUGCACCAGGCGCUGUGUCCCGGGCACUCAGGGCUGUGCCCCGCGAUGGAGCCCACGGACGGGCGGACCCUGCUGCAGUACAUCCGAGCGGUCCGCUUCAACGGCAGUGCAGGGACUCCGGUGAUGUUCAAUGAGAAUGGAGAUGCGCCAGGGCGCUACGACAUCUUCCAGUACCAGGCGACCAAUGACAGUGCCCACAGUGGUGGGUACCAGGCUGUGGGCCAGUGGGCAGAGGUGCUCAGGCUGGAUGUGGAAGCCUUGCUGUGGUCAGGUGACAAGCGUGAGGUGCCCGCGUCUCAGUGCAGCCUCCCCUGUGGCGCAGGGGAGCGGAAGAAGAUGGUGAAGGGUGUGCCCUGCUGUUGGCACUGCGAGGCCUGCGAUGGCUACCGCUUCCAGGUGGAUGAAUUCACGUGUGAGUCCUGUCCUGGAGACAUGCGGCCCACGCCCAACCACACGGGCUGCCGCCCCACACCCAUGGUCCGCCUCACCUGGUCAUCCCCCUGGGCUGCUCUGCCGCUGCUCCUGGCCGUGCUCGGCAUCAUGGCCACCACCACGGUGGUGGGCACCUUCGUGCGGCACAACAACACGCCCAUCGUCCGCGCCUCGGGCCGUGAGCUCAGCUACGUGCUCCUCACCGGCAUCUUCCUCAUCUAUGCCACCACCUUCCUCAUGGUGGCGGAGCCCGGGGCUGCUGUGUGUGCAGCCCGCAGGCUCUUCCUGGGCCUGGGCACCACGCUCAGCUACUCCGCCCUGCUCACCAAGACCAACCGCAUCUACCGCAUCUUUGAGCAGGGCAAGCGCUCCGUCACACCGCCGCCCUUCAUCAGCCCCACGUCACAGCUGGUCAUCACCUUCAGUCUCGCUUCCCUACAGGUGGUGGGCGUGAUAGCGUGGCUGGGUGCCCAACCCCCACACAGCGUGAUUGACUAUGAGGAGCAGCGCACUGUGGACCCGGAGCAGGCCAGGGGUGUGCUCAAGUGCGACAUGUCGGAUCUGUCCCUCAUCGGCUGCCUGGGCUACAGCCUGCUGCUCAUGGUCACGUGCACUGUGUAUGCCAUCAAGGCCCGUGGUGUGCCCGAGACCUUCAACGAGGCCAAGCCCAUCGGCUUCACCAUGUAUACCACCUGCAUCAUCUGGCUGGCCUUCGUGCCCAUCUUCUUCGGCACUGCCCAGUCUGCCGAGAAGAUCUACAUCCAGACGACCACGCUGACAGUGUCCUUGAGCCUGAGUGCCUCGGUGUCCCUCGGCAUGCUCUAUGUGCCCAAAACCUACGUCAUCCUGUUCCACCCAGAGCAGAACGUGCAAAAGCGCAAGCGGAGCCUCAAGGCCACCUCCACCAUGGCAGCGCCCCCCAAGGGGGAGGACAAAGAGGACCCCAAGUAGCAGGGCUGGGAGUGGCCAGGAUGGGCUGCUCCCUCCUCCCUCAUUCCUGCCCCUCUGGUUGCUGCAGAGUCCAGGCCACAGCGAACA
This is a messenger RNA of Octodon degus (degu), 3069 nucleotides long. It is a transcript of the gene Grm6, whose product is annotated as glutamate metabotropic receptor 6. Gene Ontology annotation, biological process: regulation of synaptic transmission, glutamatergic; G protein-coupled glutamate receptor signaling pathway. Gene Ontology annotation, molecular function: adenylate cyclase inhibiting G protein-coupled glutamate receptor activity. The record is from RefSeq and is a predicted model, not a curated record. The transcript is spliced from 14 exons. NCBI's taxonomy places the organism in Eukaryota, Metazoa, Chordata, Mammalia, Rodentia, Octodontidae. Gene Ontology annotation, cellular component: membrane. The coding region runs from base 1 to 2982 and encodes 993 amino acids.